Messenger RNA from Paramecium sonneborni, 315 nucleotides. The record is from the annotation of a GenBank genome assembly. NCBI's taxonomy places the organism in Eukaryota, Ciliophora, Oligohymenophorea, Peniculida, Parameciidae.
AUGAGUAAUAAUAUUGAAAGAAGUUUUUCCGUAAAGAAUAGAAAUUUUCAUCCUGAAGAGACUCCUCCUCAAAGUAGUGGGAAAGUCAAGGUUACCAGACAUUUUACUAAUUAAGUUUAUUAAACUUAAAAUUCAGAAUAAAAGCCUACUAAAGAUGUUGAGAAGGUUAAUGAAUUGAUAAAAUUGAGUGAAUAAAUUAAGAAAGAAUUAUUAAAGGUUAAAUUUUGUAUUCUUUGCAAAAGAAAAUUUCAAAGCAUGAAAUAUUUGAUUGAACAUGAAGAGAAUUCAGAAGUACAUAAAAAGAUUAAAUAAUGA